CCUUCUGUCAUAAUUUCACCGGGAGAGAAGGGCGUCCGAAGAUACUGGCCGAGAGCGGAGCCGUUGGAACCCUUCUGGAGUGGACGUUUGAUUCGACUUUUCCUGUCCAGGGACCGGCCCGGGUGGAGUUUAUUUCCCCUUUGUUCCUCUGAGUUCGAGGACGUGCGGACGUCGGACUGAUCGCCACCACAGUGGGCGUGUGACGCUUUAAGGACUGCUUAUGCAUCGUUUAAGGACUUGUGCGGCGCGUUUGCGUCCGCUCACUGCCUCGCAGGCGGCUCAGACUGUCAGCCAGCGGCGGCCAAUCACAGUUGCCAACGCAGGCACAAGGACGUUUCAGCUAAUCAGGUGCUACUCGGCACCUGUGGCUUCAGAACCGUUCCUGAACGGGACAAGCUCCAACUACGUGGAGGAGAUGUACUACGCCUGGUUGGAGAACCCAAAGAGUGUUCACAAGUCGUGGGACGUGUUUUUCCGUAACGCCAACGCCGGCGCUCCUCCCGGCUCCGCCUAUCAGUCUCCUCUGGGUCUGUCUGUAGCUUCGGGCCUGGUUGCUCCUCAGCUAACCUCGCUAGUCGGAGCUCAGCCCAACGUGGAGAAGCUGGUGGAGGAUCAUCUGGCGGUCCAGUCUCUCAUCAGAGCCUAUCAGGUCAUGGGCCAUCACAACACCCACCUGGAUCCUCUGGGAAUCAGCUGUGUGAAUUUUGAUGACGCUCCGAUCCGGGGGCACCAUGUGGCCCAGUUGGACCCCCUCGGCAUCAUGGACGCUGAUCUGGACUCGUGUGUCCCUACUGACAUUAUCACAUCCUCCGACAAGCUGGACUUCUACGGUCUGGAGGAAUCGGACCUGGAAAAGGUGUUCCGGCUCCCCACAACCACCUUCAUAGGAGGUUCAGAGGCGGCGCUGCCACUGAAGGAGAUCAUCCGCCGCCUGGAGAUGGCGUACUGUCAGCACAUCGGAGUAGAGUUCAUGUUCAUCAAUGACCUGGAGCAGUGUCAGUGGAUCCGGCAGAAGUUUGAGACUCCAGGAGUGAUGAAGUUCACUCUGGAGGAGAAGAGGACGCUCCUGGCUCGGAUGGUCCGCUCCACCAGGUUUGAGGAGUUCCUGCAGAAGAAGUGGUCUGCAGAGAAACGAUUCGGACUAGAGGGAUGUGAAUCUCUGAUCCCGGCUCUGAAGACCAUCAUAGAUAAAUCCUCAGAGAAAGGAGUGGAGAACGUCAUCAUGGGCAUGCCUCACAGGGGACGGCUGAAUGUUUUGGCGAAUGUGAUCCGUAAAGAACUGGAACAGAUCUUCUGCCAGUUUGACUCUAGACUGGAGGCUGCUGAUGAGGGCUCUGGAGAUGUGAAGUACCACCUGGGGAUGUAUCAUCGUCGAAUCAACCGAGUGACGGACCGGAACAUCACCCUGUCUCUGGUGGCCAAUCCGUCCCACCUGGAAGCCGUGGACCCAGUGGUUCAGGGAAAAACCAAAGCUGAUCAGUUUUACUGUGGAGACACUGAUGGAAACAGAGUGAUGUCCAUCCUGCUGCAUGGAGAUGCAGCCUUUGCAGGUCAGGGGAUCGUCUAUGAGACCUUUCACCUGUCUGACCUGCCGUCCUACACCACCCACGGCACUGUGCAUGUGGUGGUCAAUAACCAGAUCGGCUUUACCACCGACCCUCGCAUGGCCCGAUCGUCUCCGUACCCAACAGACGUUGCUCGGGUCGUCAAUGCUCCCAUCUUCCAUGUCAACGCUGACGACCCUGAAGCCGUCAUCUACGUCUGCAAGGUGGCUGCAGAGUGGAGAGCCACCUUCCACAAAGACGUGGUGGUUGAUCUGGUGUGUUACCGCCGGAUGGGUCACAACGAGAUGGACGAGCCGAUGUUCACUCAGCCGCUGAUGUACAAACAGAUCAAGAAGCAGAAGCCGGUUCUGCAGAAAUAUGCUGAGAAGCUGAUCGCAGAGGGAGCCGUGAGCCGGCAGGAGUACGAGGAGGAGAUCGCCAAGUACGAUAAGAUCUGCGAGGAAGCGUAUGCUCGCUCCAAAGAUGAGAAGAUCCUCCACAUCAAGCACUGGUUGGACUCCCCAUGGCCCGGUUUUUUCACUUUGGAUGGACAGCCAAAGUCCCUGAGCUGCCCUUCCACUGGUUUAUCAGAGGAGGACCUGAACCACAUCGGUCAGGUGGCCUCCUCCGUCCCCGUGGAGGACUUCACCAUCCAUGGAGGUCUUAGUCGUAUCUUGAAAGGCCGAGGGGAGAUGGUCCGGAACCGAACUGUGGACUGGGCGCUGGCUGAGUACAUGGCCUUGGGGUCUCUGCUGAAGGAGGGAAUCCACGUCCGACUGUCUGGACAGGAUGUGGAGAGAGGAACGUUCAGCCACCGUCACCAUGUCCUCCAUGACCAAAACGUGGACAAGAGAACCUGCAUCCCCAUGAACCACCUGGCUCCAGACCAGGCUCCCUACACCGUCUGCAACAGCUCGCUGUCCGAAUACGGAGUCCUUGGCUUCGAGCUGGGCUUUGCCAUGGCGAGCCCCAACGCUCUGAUCCUGUGGGAGGCCCAGUUUGGAGACUUCCACAACACGGCGCAGUGCAUCAUCGACCAGUUCAUCUGCCCGGGUCAGGCCAAGUGGGUUCGACAGAACGGCAUCGUUCUGCUGCUGCCACACGGCAUGGAGGGCAUGGGUCCAGAACAUUCUUCGGCUCGGCCAGAAAGGUUCCUCCAAAUGUGCAACGAUGACCCAGAUGUCAUGCCUAACAUCACUGAAGACUUUGCCGUCCGUCAGCUCUAUGACUGUAACUGGAUCGUGGUGAACUGUUCCAGUCCUGGAAAUUACUUCCAUGUUCUGAGGAGACAGAUCCUGCUGCCGUUCAGGAAGCCGCUGAUCGUUUUCACUCCCAAGUCUCUGCUGCGUCACCCUGACGCCCGGUCAAGCUUUGACGGCAUGCUGCCAGGAACUCAUUUCCAGAGACUCAUACCGGAUGACGGACCUGCCGCCGAGCGCCCGGAGGCGGUGAAGAGACUGAUCUUCUGUACCGGGAAGGUUUACUACGAGCUGACCAAAGAGAGGAAGAAGAGAGGCCUGGAGGACACAGUGGCCAUCAGCCGCAUGGAGCAGCUCUCCCCGUUCCCCUUCGAUCAGGUGAAGGCGGAGUUUGAGCGUUUUCCGAACGCCGACCUGGUGUGGUGUCAGGAGGAGCACAAGAACCAGGGUUACUAUGACUACGUGAAGCCUCGCAUCAGGACCACAAUCAACAAGGCCAAGAACGUCGGGUACGCCGGCAGAGAUCCGGCUGCAGCUCCGGCAACGGGAAACAAGAACGCCCACCUGAUGGAGCUGCGGCGCUUCCUGGACACCGCCUUCGACAUGAACGCGUUCAAAGACCAGCAGUAGACUGCUGCACCUUGACUCACACACACACACACACACACAGCAGAAAAACAACAUGGUUCUUCAGUACUGGCAGAUCAUUUCAUGUUUCACUCUGACACUACAGCAGGUUUCAUCAAAUUCAUGUUAAACUGUUGAGUCUGUGGUCAGCAGGACAGAAGCUGAGUUUCCUCAACAUGAUCAGAUUUAUGCUUUAAAUCAUUAAAGAUUCAGUUAAAGUUCAGAGACUGGGAGCUGGAAGAAUCAUCUUCAUGAAGGAGGUGGAUGAAGAAGCAGAAACAUCAGAAGUCGUACCACUCUGACGGGUCUGAUCCGCAACACUUUCAUUGUAGUUUCUUCCUCAAUUGGCUGAAAUCUUUUAAACAAGUUUGACUCUGUCACAUCAAGCAUGCAUCUGUGAUUGUUUGGAUGGACUCCACCCGAAUCUGGACCCGACCACAUAUACACACACACACUCCAGCUGUUUUCAAACAGCAGCAGAUUCAGAUAACAGUCAGCGUGACACUUCCUGUUUCCUUUUCUUCACUCCUGAUGUUCAGUCGUUGGAUCAGAGCUUCUUCUUCUUUUCCUGAAAAGCUGCAGGAAUUGUUUUUAGUUUUUAUUAGCAGCGAUCAAAGGGAGUUCAGACUGAAAAUCAGAACACGUCUUUUCUUCAUUAAGGACGUUUGUAAUUAGUCGCCAUGGUAACGCCUAUAACGGAGAUUUUAUCAUAUUUUAUUCUGAAGGUAUGUUUGGGAUGAACCAAUCACACGCACUGCUGAUGAAUGAUUUUAGCCCCGCCCCCUCCCUUCGUGCCAAAAAGCGCCGCAGCAGCACGUCACAUUUUACGUUUGUUUGCGUCGCAGCUUGACCUGUCGGCAGGAAAUCCAAUCAAACGACUGGAGGUCUGAGCUGAGAGACAAAGGAAAAAUCAUUUAUUUAUUUUCAUAUUAGGGGAUCGAGGUCUGCUUCCUUCUUUGCUUCAUUCAAUAAAAAGUUGUGUACUGAA
This is a messenger RNA of Girardinichthys multiradiatus, 4358 nucleotides long. It is a transcript of the gene ogdha, whose product is annotated as oxoglutarate dehydrogenase a. The record is from RefSeq and is a predicted model, not a curated record. NCBI's taxonomy places the organism in Eukaryota, Metazoa, Chordata, Actinopteri, Cyprinodontiformes, Goodeidae. The transcript has 24 exons. Gene Ontology annotation, cellular component: mitochondrion; oxoglutarate dehydrogenase complex. Gene Ontology annotation, biological process: tricarboxylic acid cycle. Bases 221 to 3373 code for a protein of 1050 amino acids. Gene Ontology annotation, molecular function: oxoglutarate dehydrogenase (succinyl-transferring) activity; thiamine pyrophosphate binding.